UGUGACGCAAAACCUGCUUGUGUAAUUUUACUGAUUUGAGUCUGACAUUCAGAGUUCAGCAGCGUUUUCACGGCGGAGAAGCAUUUCACCUUGAAGUCUCUAAACGUUUCAAGAAAAAGGUCAAAAUGCUGUCUUCUGUGGUUGCAAGAAAACUGGUGUCAGGGGUGUGCCAGGCAGCAAUGAGACCUGCGUUCACAGGGCUGGUAUCAUCUCGUGGUUACCGUGGAGAUACGGCAGACGACACCAGGGGAGACCUGAUUGAGAUCCCUCUGCCUCCCUGGGAUGCGCGCCCCGGCGAGGCCAUUGACAUCAAGAAGCGCCGCCUGCUGUACGAGAGUCGCAAAAGGGGCAUGUUGGAGAACUGCAUUCUGCUCAGCCUUUUUGCAAAGCGAUACCUGAACACAAUGACAGCGAGCCAGCUGUAUCAGUACGACAGACUGAUUAAUGAACCAAGCAACGACUGGGACAUCUACUACUGGGCAACAGAGGCUCAGCCCACCCCUGAGGUUUACCAAGGAGAGAUCAUGGAUAUGCUGCAGGAAUUCACAAAGAACCGUGACCAAGAGCAGAGGUUAGACGCACCCAAUCUGGAGUACCUGGAGAAGGAGAGCCAGUAAGACCCAAGGCUCUGUAGACCUGCUCAGAGACACAUUAAAGGAGGGGCAUGGGGAAAUAUCAGCGGUAUAACCAAGAAACAGCCUCCAGAGGUUAGCUGUGAUUCUCCACUUGGAUGGAAAAUGUUGAGAACACGUCUAUCUUGUAAUAUCCUCUCCAUGAAAUAAUUAGCCAUGAAAGCCCCCACCCUAUAUUUAUUUUCAUUAUAUAAAGAAGAACAUUUGUGGAAGCUGAGGGAAGUUUGUGGAUGGGUUAACGCAGCAUAAUGUUAGGAAGGGGUUCUUAAUAUUCUACAUGAAUUGUACAUUUCUGAUAAAAACUGUAUAUUAAAAGUUCUCAAUGUGUGAGAUGCUUACUGAAUAAGCCAGCUUUGAUAAAUGGUUACAAGCAGAUAGUCAGUUAUACAAGACGGUUAUAAAGAAACACAUUGAAUCACACAUUAGCGUAGCUUGUUGAAUUGGCUUGGUUCUGUUCAAAGAUUUUACUGUGCCUAUUACAGACAUGCUGGUUAUUUAAUAAAUGUUGAUGUCUA
Molecule: messenger RNA, 1147 nt
Organism: Trematomus bernacchii (emerald rockcod)
Lineage: Eukaryota; Metazoa; Chordata; Actinopteri; Perciformes; Nototheniidae
Gene: sdhaf2
Product: succinate dehydrogenase complex assembly factor 2
Exons: 4
Coding region: 126-617 (163 amino acids)
Biological process (GO): protein-FAD linkage; mitochondrial electron transport, succinate to ubiquinone; tricarboxylic acid cycle
Cellular component (GO): mitochondrion
Source: RefSeq, a predicted model, not a curated record